CUCUUAUUCUGUAAAGCCUUGUUCUAGAAAUGGUUGCUGCCAAGAAGCAAAAGAAGUCCGCCGAAGGCAUCAACACUCGCCUCGCCCUUGUCGUCAAGAGCGGCAAGUUCACCCUCGGCUACAAGUCGACCCUCAAGACUCUCCGUCAGGGCAAGUCCAAGCUCGUCAUCCUGUCGGGCAACACCCCCUCUAUCCGCAAGUCUGAGAUCGAGUACUACGCCAUGCUCUCCAAGACCUCGGUCCACCACUACUCUGGCAACAACAUCGACCUCGGCACUGCCUGCGGCAAGUAUUUCCGCGUCGGCACCAUGAGCAUCACCGACCCCGGCGAUUCGGACAUCAUCAAGUCCGGCGAGGGUGAGGAUGCUGAGCCCCAGGUUGCUGCCCCCGAGAAGGCCACCAAGAAGAAGCAGUAAAAAGCGUUUUUGCUGUUUUUGCCCUAGCCCUGAUCUUGCUAGGCAGAGCAACAAAAAACCCCCUGGCGGAAGUGCACUUGCUUCCGUGUUGUUACUGUUUUUUUCUGUUUGUGUUGUGUAUCGACUUUACUGGACCUUGUUGACUGUACAAUGCAAUUUCCAUUUCACACAUA
Messenger RNA from Capsaspora owczarzaki ATCC 30864, 589 nucleotides. Its product is annotated as ribosomal protein rpl30. Gene Ontology annotation, molecular function: structural constituent of ribosome; RNA binding. The coding region runs from base 30 to 416 and encodes 128 amino acids. The record is from RefSeq and is a predicted model, not a curated record. Lineage: Eukaryota; Filasterea; Ministeriida; Capsasporidae. Gene Ontology annotation, cellular component: cytosolic large ribosomal subunit. The transcript is spliced from 4 exons.